UUUCACACUCUCUCUUUACUAUAAGUUUUUUAGGGAUAAGGAGAAACGCAACCUAAGAAGAGACUUGUAAGUAGGAUAAUACACCAACUUCUAUUAUGUCUCACCCUAGUCCUCAAAUUUUGAUUUAGGCUUCGUUGGGGUACAAAAAAUUGCGUUACAGUGCGGUAAAAAAAUAAAUUAAAAAAAUACUUUGUUUAUUUUCGUAAAUAAUAUUGCAUUUCGUAUAUCAUUUUGAGUCAGUUACGAUAUAUUUUCUACGAUUCUAUCAGAGAUCGCAGAAAUAUAUCCCUAUAUAUUUUUAUUUUAUCUAUAAAACGAAGCUUGGCUAGAAACUUUAGAGACUAAAAUAGUAUAAUUAUCCUAAGUCGCUUCCUCCUCCGUCGGUAGGUCCCAUUCGAAGCCCACCAUUUUGAGACUAUUAAAGACACAAAAUGUAACUUUUUUUUUUUUAGAGAGAAAGGUAGCAUAUUAUCUGUUUCAUUUAUUUUUAAAAAAAUAAAUUUAGAUGAAAAUGUAAAUUAAUUAGGAUUCGAAUUUGAGACUCGGGUAUCAAUCAACAAAUUUUUUGCCAUCAAAAUGUAACUUUUUAAGCUCUUAUAUUCCAAGGUUGGAAUGGGUUAAACACAAAAUAUAACUUUGAACCACAUGCUAGUAAUCUUCUAAAUACACUUUACUGGAGUUUAAGGAGUAUGGUUUAACUAAGUACGAUUUUUGUUCUAGUUUUCUAUUAGUAUCUGAUAUUCUUUCGUUCUCCAUGUCUUCGUUGGGAUGGAAAUGGGCCAAUCAGCCCAUCAAGCGAGCCGAAAGAUAUUUGUCACGGGUCGGAUUAAUUGGUUCAUCCAUUUAGCCCGGCCAGAGAUUUAUUUGUGCUUUAAACUAUGAAUGGAUAGCUCAAUAGAACUCGGGCUUUUAUGUGAAGGAGCCAACAUUAAUUACGUGAAAGGGAGAGAAUAAUGAACAAAAUAUAGUUAAUGAAUCAGAUUUGAAACGGACCGUUUUGAGGUGUUCUAACUUUUGAGAAUCUAAGGUUCCUUUCAAGGGCUUACUAAACGGGCCAAACAGUUUUUUUUUUUUUUUUAAAGAUAGGCAGCAUGCUACCUGCUUCGUUUAUUUUUCUUAGAAAUAAAAUUAAUUGGAAAUAUGAAUCAACUAGAAUUCGAACUUGAUACCAACCACCAAACCUUUUGCCAUUUGCGUCACGUACGGUCGGUGAGCCAAACAACUUCUAUUAGUGAUAAAAUAUUACUUAACACCUCCAACUAAAUUACUCAAUCCAAUAAGUCGAAACUAAUAAAGAAAACAUUGGGAAAAGCAUAUUAGUUGACUGACUCCAAUCUCCAAGUAUUUAUUUCAAGCUCAUCUCUACUUAUUUUCUUUAGCCUCCAGUAACUUACAAGACCACAAAUCCUUCCAAUUCCUUAUAGCAUUUUCCCCUUAAAUUACAGGUGCUCUCUUUUUCCUUCUCUUUCUAUCUUUUAUUCUUUUUAGCACUCUAAAUUUACUGCUAUUAUGGUUGAAAGUUUGAUUCUUAUGGGUAGCUCUAUAUAUAUUCCUUGUUUCAUGAGCAAGCAACUUGUAUUGUGUUGAUUUUUCUCCAAGGUUUUUAGCUUUUAGCAUGUAGAAUUUUUUUUUUUUGGGGAGGGGUCGAAUCUGAUGAAGGUGGAAAUGAGAUUCUCAAAUCAGUUUUUGAAGUUUGGACUAAAGAAGGGGCUAUAUGCAUUCACCUUUCUUCUAGCCAUGUUGAUAAUUCUCCUCAGUGUGGCCUCACUCUCAAAAUUUUAUUCCCAAAGCUCCAUUUUGAGCACCUACAAAUUUGGCAUAUAUGGUGAUGUGCACAAUAAGAGAAUGGAAGAUAGAGUUGAUGAGAUCAUGGAUACAGUUAUGAACAAGCUUGUUGAAGAGAUAGAGCAUCUAAAGGAGCUAACAAGAGAUUCUGGAGCAGACCAAUCUGAGUUGAAGCAUGAGAGAUUGAAACACACUUCUUUUCUCAUUGAAAUGUUAGGCCUAGUGGGCUCUGCUAAGUCCGUGCUGCCUAGUGAGCGGCGACAUGCUCCUCACGGAGAAAGCCUCGGCCGUAAUGCUCAUCCAUUGUCGAAGAGUGGUCAACCGUACGAUGAAAUGAUCGAGUACUUUCUCGUGGAGGAGAUAAGGAAGUAUGCGAGGAUUAAGCCGAGCAGGCUGGGGAAGCAGAAUUUCAUGGGCGCCAACGGGACGUUCACGAGCAUCGGCCAUGCGUGUUUUGCGAUGAAAGAAGAGCUCGAGGAGUACAUGGACUACGAUGUGGGCGACUUCUGCAAAGAUGAUUGGAGACAGGCCCAGAGACUAAUGGUCCACGGCUGCGACCCCUUACCUAGAAGGAGAUGCUUUUCUAGAGCUCCAAAGCUAUAUGCUAAGCCUUUUCCUAUAAAUGAAUCCAUGUGGAAGCUCCCUGACAAUCGGAACGUGCGGUGGAGCCAAUACAGAUGCAAGAACUUUGAUUGCCUCGCGAAGAACGCCACGAAGAAAGGUUUUUUCAAGUGUUCUGAUUGCUUUAAUCUCACGCACCAUGAAAUGCCCAGAUGGAUGGAGUUGGUCUAUCCUGAUCCUGCUUCGAACUUAACAGCUGAUUUCCUCAUCAAAGAAGUUCUUCAACUUAAACCUGGGGAGAUAAGGAUAGGGCUGGAUUUCAGUGUAGGGACCGGAACAUUUGCCGCGAGGAUGAGGGAGUUCAAUGUGACUAUCGUGUCAGCUACUAUAAACCUUGGAGCUCCCUUUAACGAGAUGAUUGCUUUACGAGGGCUCGUUCCUAUCUACUUGACUAUUAAUCAGAGGCUUCCCUUCUUCGACAACACGCUCGAUAUCAUCCACACGACGAGGUUUCUCGAUGGUUGGAUCGAUCUCAUACUCUUGGACUUUGUUUUGUAUGAUUGGGAUAGGGUUCUUAGACCCGGUGGCUUAUUAUGGAUCGACAGUUUCUUUUGCGCGAAGGAGGAUUUGGACGAUUAUUUGGAGGCGUUUAAGAUUCUGCGGUACAAGAAGCACAAGUGGGUUAUUGUACCAAAGAUGGAUAAAGAUGGUGAGGAAGUGUUCUUCUCAGCAGUUCUGGAGAAGCCACCUCGGCCUUUCUGAGGUGAUACAUGAGUUACUGUUUCAUUCUUGUUGAUGUUUCCACAUUCUGUAGUAUCUUGUUUCACGCUUUAGACGAACUUUUAAGUGAAGAGGGUGCUAAUGGCUUAUUCUAGAGCAUGUGUGCAAAAAUCAGUUGUGGAAGUUAUCAAGAGAUGAACUUCAAAUUGUAUCAGCAGUUUCAAACCCAGCUAAACUUGCUGUGCUCUGUACUGAAAAGGUUUCGCUGAUUAAGUGUACCAAACAUUACUUGCUUCUUCUUCUUCUUCUGAUUGUGAAGUGGUGCCUAAGGUAUGAAAGGACAACAGUUUUGAUCAAAUUGUUGCUUCCUUUUUUUCCUCUUCUUCUUUUUCUGUUUCCGGCUUUCCACUGGACAGAAUCUCUCUCAUUGCCAACAGCUAAUAAUAUUAAGACCUAGGUUUGGAUGCUAAU
Messenger RNA from Ananas comosus (pineapple), 3537 nucleotides. RefSeq lists its product as uncharacterized. The transcript has a single exon. Bases 1654 to 3108 code for a protein of 484 amino acids. Gene Ontology annotation, molecular function: methyltransferase activity. The record is from RefSeq and is a predicted model, not a curated record. NCBI's taxonomy places the organism in Eukaryota, Viridiplantae, Streptophyta, Magnoliopsida, Poales, Bromeliaceae.